GAUGAACGAGGGUACAGCGGGAAACAUCUGUUACAAUCUUUAACUGAUGACAAUUUGGAUUUCAUGCAAAAAGGAUUAUUGUUGGAUUUUGAGAGAGGAAAUAUACUCAGGGUGAGUCCAGAUGGUGUUAUUUGCAGAGCUUGUCAUGGGACACAUUUGUUAAGUACAGAUCAAAUAAGGAAGAUAUAUCCUGAACAAAGAUGGGAAUUUACUGAUAUCUUCUGUAACGAUAUGCUGGCAACUUGGAAUGGACCUUUAUCUGAGAAAAUAAGGAGCCUACUGGAUUAUUUUGACAUAUCAGCAAGUAUUGUAUUUGCACGAGCUGUGGAUACACUUGAUGAAGAGCAUGGAUCAGUUUUAAAUAAAUAUAACGUUUGGCCUGACAUAUUAGAUGGAUUAAACUAUCUGUUCUCUAGAGAACAUUUUCAAUCGGAUAAAGGGAUUUUUGGUCAUCUUAAAAAGAAUCCAGAGAAAUAUUUGCGUAAAUGUAGUACAGAAACAAUGUCAUGGUUGAAAGAAGUAAAAAAAAUAUCCGCAACUUUUCUUCUUACGGGAUCAAAUGCAGAUUUUGUGAACUUUACUGCGAGUUAUGCUCUUGGUGAGAACUGGAGGUCCUUUUUUGAUAUUGUUGUGUGUUAUGCUAGAAAGCCGGGUUUCUUUAUUAACAAUCGACCGUUCUUUAACGUUGUGAACAAUGAUGAAACUAAUAUUGUGUGUCAAGAUUUGAAACAAGGUGGAAUGUAUAGCCAAGGAAAUUGGACUGAUCUAUUAAAAUUUUUUACUCAUAUAACGAAAGAAACUAAGCAGCGAUGCUUAUACAUUGGCGAUAAUCUUGUACAAGAUAUAUAUGUACCAAAUGCAUUUGCACAUUAUGAUACAUUAGCUGUAAUCGAGGAACAAAUGUCAGAAGGGAUGAUUCAUCAUGGAUCGUCUCAUCCAGAUGAGAAAAUUUUAAAUUCAAAAUUGUGGGGAUCUUACUUUUGUUUGAAAGAUUCGACAAUCAAUGUUGACUCUUUGUGGGGGCAUGUAAUAAAGAAACACGCAAAGCUGUGUAUACCAGAAAUUGAUGUAAUUGUACAGAAAUCUUUAGAAGAACCUAUUCAUUGUUUUGAUAAAGAUGGAAAAUCCUAUCAUGGAUAUUAUCCUGCUAGACCACUUAGUAUAUCAACAUUGUAAUAUAAGAAUGACAAUAACAUGAGUAUUGCCAUUCCUUUACAUUUGUAGCAAAAGUCACAUUUUUUAUAUGGAAAACUUUACUGACGAUUUUAAAUACUAAGCAUGUAACUUUUAAAAAUAAUUGACUUUAAAUAUAUAGCAUUUAAAAAUAUCUUGGGAUUACUUUACAUUAUUGUCAAAUUGUUUCAGUUUGUAAUAAAAAUAUCAAAAAAUGGUUACUCUUGUUGCAUUGUAUUUAGUCAUCUAAUGAAAAUGUAUUAUAAUUUAAGAUACGGAUUAUAUCAGCUAUCACGGAACAGUUAAAACGAUUAGGAGGUCCACAAAGGGAACUGAAGGAUACGAAACGCACAUUCAAAACUAAA
This is a messenger RNA of Linepithema humile (Argentine ant), 1538 nucleotides long. Lineage: Eukaryota; Metazoa; Arthropoda; Insecta; Hymenoptera; Formicidae. The record is from RefSeq and is a predicted model, not a curated record.